Symbiodinium natans is the source of this 1503-nucleotide messenger RNA. The record is from the annotation of a GenBank genome assembly. Lineage: Eukaryota; Dinophyceae; Suessiales; Symbiodiniaceae.
AUGAGUGCAUGGGACAAGCCAGAAGAGCUCCAGAGGCCAGUUCCUGACGAAAUCGGCGUCUCUCUUCAGGAGGACGACGAUGAGGCAGACACGGCCGAAGACAUGCACGCGCAGGCUGCGCAGGUGGCCGAGUUUGUGGCGGAAAUGGAACUCGCCAGCCCAGAGAUUCUGAGGAGUCGGCGGAGCCACAAGAUAGCAGCCUUCUGGAGCCAUUCAUGGCAUGGGGCGCGCUGGAAGAAGAUUUUGACGCUCGUCACCAUCUACAACGGCCAAGCGGCCAUCAUGUUGGGCAUCUUCGUUGCAGUUGUGAUGAUGGUUUUGUUCUGUUUGGUGGAUCUCCCUGGUUACGACCGGCAUGAUGGACACUACCACAAAGAACACUGGUCGGUGUGGUCCACGUGGUCUGGUUUCUGGGCCACUUCUUUGGUAGCGAUCUUUUGGCGGCCUCAGACUCAUGUCUUCCUGGACCGCAUCUGCAUCAGUCAGAGCAAUGCAGAACUGAAGCUGAAAGGUCAGUCUGGCCGGACUUCUACGAAGGUCGGAGUCGAUGCUCGUCCUCUGGGAUCCAACGUGGACCACGAGGAAUUGGCGGCCUUCUUGAAAAGCAGCGAGCAUGAGCAUGAGGGUGAGAAGCGAAAGCUGAUCAUCGCGCCAACCCUUCUGGGGCCAGUUCGCAGUGGAAUCUUCCUGACUGCCACCGCUGGCGUGCUUGCUUGGAUAAUGUCGCCUGCGGUGGGGGCCUCCGUUUCGAGUCCGCAGGAUUAUUUCAAUUAUUUCCUCAACACAGCUUUUGGCACCCUGGUCGUUCUCCUUGUAGUCGCCUACGCGCUUGUCAGCACUUUGAGAAGCUAUUUUCGAGAUUUGGACACUAUGAGGCAACAACUGCUAUCUGUCUCCUUCGAUACAGCUCUUUGUGACUGCUGCACCAACAACCACGUCACACCAUCCGGUGCCCCUAGCACGUGUGACCGGAAAAUUUUAAAGGUUUGUCUGGGCAUCUGGUUCGGCAGCUCGGAAUCGUUUGAGCGCACGCUGCGCUCAGAAGUUCUGGCGAUUUUGGAACAGGACCUUGAGCAAGUUUUGACCACACGGUCAACAAUCGCAAUAUUUGUGCCAAUAAUGUGGGGCUUCAUGGACUAUUCCGCUACCUUCUCACGGGUUGAAGGACCCUUCUGGAGUCACAGCUCCCCGGCUGUAUUCGCUGAUGGUUUGGUGGUUUGGCUCGUGGGCAUGCCAACGUUGAAGGAUUGGGCCCUGCUUGUUUGCAAGCUUGCACGGGCAAGGCCAAGCAAUCGGUGCUUGGAGGGCAUGAAGAACACACUGACUGUAUGUAUAUCUCUGAUCCCACUCAUAAGCAUUGGGCUCAUUUUCACGUUUGCAUAUAGUCUUCCCCUGCUCACGCCGGGACAUUCGGGAGUGGCCAUUGCCGGUACUCUGAUCCAUGCCGUGUUAUUCCAGCGCCUCGGGGCUGUCCUCAGGUCUCUCCUUGGAGCCCAGACAUAG